Chaetomium strumarium is the source of this 526-nucleotide messenger RNA. RefSeq lists its product as uncharacterized. The record is from RefSeq and is a predicted model, not a curated record. NCBI's taxonomy places the organism in Eukaryota, Fungi, Ascomycota, Sordariomycetes, Sordariales, Chaetomiaceae. The transcript has a single exon. The coding region runs from base 59 to 358 and encodes 99 amino acids.
UCCCAUUCCCACUCCCACUUCCACUUCCACACUCCCUUCCAAAUACCCUAUCACGGUCAUGCCAGCGGUAAUAGUGGGAAUAGUCGCACGUCGAACCAUAGUCAGGGUAGUAGUAGCAGGCGCUGCAGUCGGACGAGGAGGUGUGGCCCCGCGCGUGGUACAGCGAGUGCUCGUAGCGGCGGUCGCAGCGGACGAGGCGGCGUUGGCGGACGUGGCCGCAUCGGUAGUAGUCUGUGUAGGUUAUGCACAUUUUUGCUUUGCUGUGCUGUGCCUAUGGUACCGGCUCGGUUUUGAAUCGGGCUUUUCUUUCUUUUUUGGGGGAGGGAGUUCGUCUCGGUUGUUGAAGUCUAAGUCUUAAAGGCUUAGGUUGAUGGCGAAGACUUUGUUUGUCUGUCUGUUUGUUUGUUUGUUGUUGGCUUGGUGGUGGUUCCGCUUUUUGGUCAGGAUGUUAUUGAGGGAGUUUUUUGGGGAUUUGUGACACUAAUAAGUAGUGUUGAUAACCUGACUGGGAGUGACGCUGAGGAUA